This is a messenger RNA of Thelazia callipaeda (thelaziosis nematode), 903 nucleotides long. The record is from the annotation of a GenBank genome assembly. Lineage: Eukaryota; Metazoa; Nematoda; Chromadorea; Rhabditida; Thelaziidae.
AUGUUGGGAUCUGAGGCGUGGGAUGGUGGGAAAGAUGCUGUGCUUCUAUCUGACAGUCUCUGUAAAAUGAGUUGUCUGUCGAUUGUAGUGGAUUGUGAUGCUCGUCACUGGGGUGAAGUUGUAGAGAGAGAACAUGACGAAACGGUGAUUCCCUCAUUAAUUCAAGCCAUCGUAUCGCAUACAACUGCUCAUAUGUCAUUGUCUGCUGCAAAUCGCUUCAUUGUAAUCGGCGUAGAUGAAACUCUUGUAGAACCAAACAUUUAUGCUUCGCACAUGUCAGCUGAUAUAGAUAUGAGUUCUAAUUUGAGAGCAGCGCUGCGAAAUGUACUCAAAAAAUCGGCUUGUUUGACAACUGCAACGGAAUCAUCCCUAUUUGCACCUGCUUUUGCUCUUGCUAUUUGUCACAUCCAUCGUUAUAAAAGUGAUAUGGAGGGUGGAGAUGGGCGCAUUCUCGUUAUAAAUAUCGGCAGUGAUCUUUUUGGAGAACAACACAUUCUAAUGAAUAUAUUUUUUGCUGCUCAUAAACAUGGAAUUCUUAUUGAUGUUGCCAACAUCGGUAGAACAGCACCAAUUUUGCAACAAGCGAGCGAUAUUACUGGAGGAACAUAUUUUAAUGUUAAAAAACCGAAACAACUUUUCCAGUACACAACUUGUUUUGCAUUUGGGAAUUCAUUACUGCGUUCUGCAUUUCCACCCGUAUCACUGACGGCAGUUGAUUACCGAGCUAGUUGUCAGUGUCAUGGUACUCCAGUAAGUAUAGGCUGGGUGUGUUCAGUAUGCCUUUCAGUGCAUUGUCAUUUCAUUCCAAUUUGUCCAUCAUGCAACACGGCAUUUAAAAUUUCAAUGCUGCCUCGAAGAACUCGAAAGAAGCGUCGAGAAACUGAAAGGGAACUUGUAUCGUAA